This is a messenger RNA of Acinonyx jubatus (cheetah), 623 nucleotides long. RefSeq names its product C-C motif chemokine ligand 26 (gene CCL26). Bases 239 to 523 code for a protein of 94 amino acids. The record is from RefSeq and is a predicted model, not a curated record. Gene Ontology annotation, molecular function: CCR chemokine receptor binding; chemokine activity. Gene Ontology annotation, cellular component: extracellular region. Gene Ontology annotation, biological process: chemokine-mediated signaling pathway; inflammatory response; monocyte chemotaxis. The transcript is spliced from 3 exons. Lineage: Eukaryota; Metazoa; Chordata; Mammalia; Carnivora; Felidae.
GAAACUCCCAGUGGGGUGCUGGCUCCUCCCCUUCCCUCAGAAGACUUUCCCUUUCUUUCCAGUCUUCUUCCUUGGAUAACAGGUUGUUCUUACGUGAUAGGGUCAAAAGAGCUGUUUUUGCCUCAACCACAAAAUUCUCUGGAAUUCUCUUCAGGGACGACUCAACCCUAUAAAAGGGACUCCAGUGGAGUCAGGAGGAACUUGGGAGGACACUGUGAAGGGCCCCGCUCGUGGCACCAUGAAGAGCCUUCCUGUUGGCUUUCUUGUUCUCCUGAUCUUCAUCCUGAGUGUCCAUCUCGGAGUUGCCACACGUGGCAGCAAUGUGGCCAAGUUCUGCUGUUUCCAAUAUAGCCACAAGAUCCUUCCUUGGAAGUGGGUGCAUUCCUAUAAAUUCACCAGGAACAGCUGCUCCCAGCGGGCUGUGAUAUUCGUUACCAAAAAAGGCCAUAAAGUCUGUGCACAGCCAAAGGAAAAAUGGGUGCAAAGAUACAUUUCUUUACUCAGAGCACAGCAGCAAAUGUGACCUGUUGAACCUUCAGCCCCAGGGUACCCGGACCCUGCUCUUGAGAUUGCUAUCCUUAGUGGAUGGAGCCUGGAGAUUUUCUUCAGCAGGAGGCCCCAGG